Molecule: messenger RNA, 2088 nt
Organism: Aspergillus calidoustus
Lineage: Eukaryota; Fungi; Ascomycota; Eurotiomycetes; Eurotiales; Aspergillaceae
Source: the annotation of a GenBank genome assembly
AUGGAGUCUCCCAGUCGAACUUGCUCAGACACAGUCGAGGAGCCCAACCCUUUCGCCCCUUUCCCAAAUUCGGAGCCGAAUGAACGACGAAUCCUCACUCUCCGUGCGAUCCUGGUUGGGAGUCUCUGCGGGACGCUCGUCAAUACCUCGAAUAUCUACCUUGGUUUGAAGGCAGGAUGGACGACAUCGGCGAACAUUUUCGGGUCAAUCAUCGGCUUCGUCGUCCUCAAACAGUGGUCCGCGUCCUCAUUCUCAAAUCACGCCUUUGGCCCGCACGAGAAUAAUAUCGUCCAGACGGCUGCUACCGCCGCUGGAGGGCUUUCCGGUGUAUUCGUUUCGGCCGUCCCUGCGCUGCAUCAACUGGGAUUAUUGAAGACACCUGGGGCAGACUACUUCCAUCUCACGCUCUUGACGGGGCUGGGGGGUCUGUUUGGGUUGUUUUCUAUCGCUCCACUCCGCCACUUCUUCCUCGUUCAGGUUGCACGCGAGUUAGAUCUCCGCUUUCCCUCCUCGACUGCGACGGCGACGACGAUUCGUAGUAUGCAUCAGGCACUCGAAGGCGGGCUUAAGGCGCGACGGAAGCUACGGGUUGUGGUAAUUUCCUUCCUUGCAGCCUUGAUAUUGCGGGUGGCGUCUCAGUAUGCGAUAGGAAUACUAUGGGACUGGCACCCGUUUACCUGGAUGGUGACCACCGGAAUUACAGUUAGCGCAGCAAUGUCACUCGAAAGCUGGGGCUGGUACAUUGAAUGGACACCUGCAUUCAUCGGAUCUGGAAUGCUUGUCAGCGUCAACGUCGCAGUCUCAUUUCUCGCUGGGUCUGUUCUUGCUUGGGGGGUUAUCGGGCCACUUUUGGUUUCGAACGGAAUUGCCUUUGGGCAGCAUCGCUCGAGUGAGGGGCCAUGGACGGAGCUAAUGAGCUACACGUCCCUAUCAAAGGAGCUGGCGACGGCUGACCAUCCGAGUCCACGGUACUGGCUACUUUGGCCAGGGGUUAUCUGUAUGACUACGACGGCUCUUACAGAACUCGCCUGCCAAUGGCGCGUGAUAUGGAUCGUCCUGCGCGAUGGAUUUAGCCUAUUGGUAAAGUGGGCCAAGCUGAAACUCGGCAAAGGAUAUGCAUACACUAGCCUCGAGCAGCCAGAGAAGCCCGAUCCUGCUGACAGCAAUCGAGUCCGACUAUGGAUGUGGCUGCCAGGUGUGAUACUAGUGAUCGUGCUAUCGUGUCCUGCUCUGAAAGCUCAGUUUGGCAUGUCGUACGUGAUGACACUACUCUCGCUCUUCCUCGCGUUCGGCAUGUCGCUGUUGGCGAUUCAGGCUACAGGGGCGACGGAUACGACACCGCUGGGUACACUAUCCAAAGUCUCGCAGGUCAUCCUGGGAGUCGUCAACAGCCAACCAAGUAUCGAGGCAGCACAAAGACUGAACCUCAUUGGAGGUGCAUUAACCAACAUCGCUGCCAGCCAAGCAACAGACCUAAUGGGCGACUUCCGCGUCGGCUUCCUCCUGGGCACACCCCCAAGCACCCAAUACCUCACGCAGAUAAUCGGCACCCUGCUCGCAACAUUUAUCUCCCCGCUAAUCUUCAUAGUCUUCUCCACCGCGUACCCCUGCAUCCUCGCGUCGGACCCGAACCCCACAGACUCGUGUGAAUUCUCCCUCCCCGCCGCAAGUGCCUGGCGCGUCAUCGCCGUCGCCGCAACAGAACCCACCUUACCGAUCCCGCGCUCAAGCCUAAUCUUCUCGAGCAUCAUGGGCAUCGUCGGCUCAGCUAUGGUCCUCCUUCGCCACUUCAUCCUCGUCGACAAAUGGGCGCACGCCCGCAAAUAUCAUCCGAAUUUCAUGAUCCUCGCCAUGGCGUUUACCCUCCCGGCGACGCAUUACGGGAUUGCGAUGGUCAUUGGUGCGCUUGUUGCGGCGGUUUGGAGAAAACGCUCGCUUGUAGGAUACGAGGAGUAUGGGGCUGCUGUUGCGGCGGGCAUGAUGGCGGGGGAGGGCAUUGGGGGGAGUGUGAAUGCGCUCCUGUCGAUUUUGGGGGUAGGUGGGGAGGGAUGGGGAACGGGGGUUGGGUGUCCGGCUGGGAGGUGCUAG